Molecule: messenger RNA, 715 nt
Organism: Phragmites australis (common reed)
Lineage: Eukaryota; Viridiplantae; Streptophyta; Magnoliopsida; Poales; Poaceae
Product: horcolin-like
Exons: 3
Coding region: 63-518 (151 amino acids)
Molecular function (GO): carbohydrate binding
Source: RefSeq, a predicted model, not a curated record
CCCUGCCCUCUAUAUCCGAACGAUCCUGUGCUUUUGCGUUACACUGGUGCUCUCCUCGCGACAUGAGCUCGGUGGUGAAGCUCGGGACAUGGGGCGGCGACGGCGGGAUCACCCACGACAUCACGGUGGCGCCGCAGCGGCUCGAGAGUAUAACCAUCCGCUGGGGCAAGGUCAUCGACUGGAUCGCCUUCUCCUACCGGGACCGGGACAAGCAGCUGCACACCGCCGGCCCCUGGGGCGGCACCGGAGGGAAGAGUGAGGAGAUGGUGAGUCAGAUCACCCUCGACGCUUCGGAGUACGUGACGGAUGUUGCCGGGUCUGUGGGCCCGAUCGGGGACCUGACCCAUGUCAUCACCUCGCUCAAGAUCGUCACCAACCGUGCCACCUACGGGCCGUUCGGGCGCGGCGACGGCACGCCCUUCAACAUCCCGGUGCUCAACAACGGCAGCAUUGUCGGCAUGUUCGCCCGCGCCGGAGAUUACCUCGACGCCGUCGGCUUCUACAUCCUUCCCUUCUGAAUCCGGCAGCCGCCGAGCUGAUCGAUCCAUGCGACCGCGCGCGCUUGGGAGACGCGUGUUCCACUCCUGUUCAUUUGUUUUCGCUCAAUUGCUGGUUUCCUAUAAUUUCUCCAAAUAUGUCGCGGAUCAUGCGCGUGCUGACAUGAGGUAAUUUAAUGAGGAUGGUUACAUUGAAUAAAUUGUGAGGAGAUUUUUUC